CGUCGCUCCCAGAUCCUCUCCAAAUGUGCCUACAUACGCUCCAAAUCCGGGCCUCCACCCAAUUUCCACCACCGCACCCAGAGUGACCGCUACGCAGAUUCCGAGAACACGACUCCCGUUCUUGUGCGCAACGAGACUAUAUGGACUGCUGCUAAUGACGGCCACGAGGUUCUCAAUGGUGACCUCCUCAUCCACCGUGGUCUCAUCAAAGCCAUCGGGGAUGUUCCUCUUUCCCUGAUUCGGCAGGUUGAGUCAAAACACAGGAAAUCAGAGGUCGUCGAUGUUCACGGAGCGUGGGUGACCCCUGGGAUUGUAGAUUUAUAUUCCCAUAUUGGUGUUGGUAGCAUACCAUUUUUUGCAGGUGCACGCGACACAAACUCUCGCAAGGCCCCCAUCUUACCCUGGUUGCGCAGUAUCGACGGGUUGAACACCCAUGACGCAUCAUACGAACUUGCCAUAGCUGGAGGCGUCACAACCGCGCAAAUUCUCCCUGGGAGCGCAAAUGAUAUCGGUGGUCAAGCGUUCAUAAUGAAGCUUCGUCCUACAGCCGAACGUUCGCCUUCUUCCAUGCUCCUCGAACCUCCCUACACCCUCAAUGGCUCUCACUUUGAUCACUCUCUCACACCCUGCUGGCGACACAUGAAACAUGCAUGUGGUGAAAACCCCUCUCGUGUCUAUGGCAUGACGCGUCUCGACUCUGGGUGGAACUUCCGCGCCGCCUACGACAGUGCCCGAAAGCUGCGUGACGCUCAAGACGAUUUCUGCGCCAAAGCAGAGUCUAACUCCUGGGACGAUCUCGCGGGAAAUGCAUUUCCUGAAGAUCUGCAAUGGGAAUCCCUUGUCGAUGUGCUCCGAGGACGUGUGAGGCUUUCCGUGCACUGCUAUGAGGCAGUUGAUCUCGACGGAAUCGUCCGUCUUACGAAUGAGUUCGAGUUCCCAGUAGCAUCGUUCCAUCACGCUGGAGAAACGUACCUUGUUCCGGACGUGUUGAAGAAGACCUGGGGUGGUACACCUGCCAUAGCACUCUUUGCAUCCAACUUCAGG
Messenger RNA from Suillus plorans, 1044 nucleotides. RefSeq lists its product as uncharacterized. The annotation marks the transcript as partial. Gene Ontology annotation, molecular function: allantoinase activity. The transcript has 7 exons. Gene Ontology annotation, cellular component: cytoplasm. The record is from RefSeq and is a predicted model, not a curated record. Lineage: Eukaryota; Fungi; Basidiomycota; Agaricomycetes; Boletales; Suillaceae. Gene Ontology annotation, biological process: purine nucleobase catabolic process.